Nematostella vectensis (starlet sea anemone) is the source of this 1495-nucleotide messenger RNA. Its product is annotated as flap endonuclease 1. Gene Ontology annotation, cellular component: nucleus. NCBI's taxonomy places the organism in Eukaryota, Metazoa, Cnidaria, Anthozoa, Actiniaria, Edwardsiidae. The coding region runs from base 77 to 1210 and encodes 377 amino acids. The record is from RefSeq and is a predicted model, not a curated record. The transcript is spliced from 15 exons. Gene Ontology annotation, molecular function: magnesium ion binding; RNA-DNA hybrid ribonuclease activity; DNA binding.
UGAGGUCAGCUUGUGGGCUCGGAAAUAUUGUUUUGGCGCGUAAAUUGUGUAGAAAGGACUAUUUCUUUUCCACAUAAUGGGAAUUCAGGGGCUUGCGAAAUUACUGGGUGACAUUGCUCCCUCAGGAAUAAAAGAAAAUGAAAUAAAGAACUAUUUCGGUCGGAAAAUCGCGAUCGAUGCUUCGAUGAGUAUUUACCAGUUUCUAAUCGCUGUCAGAAGUGAUGGCAGCCAGCUGACAAACGAAGCUGGAGAGACAACUAGUCAUUUGAUGGGUUUGUUUUACCGAACAAUACGGAUGGUGGAAAAUGGCAUUAAACCAGUGUAUGUCUUUGAUGGCAAACCACCUCAGCUGAAAUCUGGAGAGCUUGCGAAGAGAACAGAAAGAAGAGAGGAGGCGCAGAAGGCCUUGUCAAAGGCAGAGGAAGCGGGUGACACUGAAAAUAUUGACAAGUUCUCCAGGAGACUGGUUCGUGUGACAAAGGAACACAAUGAAGAAUGCAAACAGUUGCUUAAGCUUAUGGGAAUACCAUACGUUGAGGCUCCAUGUGAAGCAGAAGCUCAAUGUGCUGCCCUUGUGAAGUCAGGAAAAGUGUAUGCUACCGGGACGGAGGACAUGGAUGCCUUAACAUUUGGAACGACUGUGAUGCUAAGACAUCUUACAUUUAGUGAGGCAAAGAAAAUGCCCAUCAAAGAAUUCCAUCUUCAGAAUGUUUUGAGUGAAGCUGGUUUAUCUCAAGAUGAGUUCAUAGACUUGUGUAUUCUACUUGGCUGCGAUUAUUGUGACUCAAUCAAGGGGAUCGGGCCGAAGAGGUCUGUGGACCUGAUAAGACAGCAUCGCUCUAUUGACAAGAUCCUGGAAAAUAUUGAUACAAGUAAACAUCCACCCCCUGAGAACUGGUUGUAUAAGGAGGCUCGUGAACUGUUUAAAAAUCCUGAAGUCCGAAACCCCGAAGAAAUUGAGCUAAAAUGGGAGGAACCUAACGAGGAAGCGCUUGUUACCUUUAUGUGCCAGGAGAAAGGAUUCAGCGAGGACAGAAUUCGGUCAGGAAUCAAGAAACUCACCAAGGCUCGCCACGGCUCCACCCAAGGGCGACUGGACUCGUUCUUUAAAGUGCUUCCAUCGCCAGCAAACAAACGCAAGCUCCAAGAUGGUAAAGGGUCUCAGAAUAAAAAGGCCAAGACUGGUGGGAAGUUCAAAAGACCCAAGUAACUUGCAAUUACAGUUUCUAAAAAGAAACUCAGCCUUCGUUUUAAAGCGGACGAGUGUUGGUGAAACACAGGGACGAGUGGUUACAAGCGGUUGAAGGCCUGGUUACUUUUUAGGAAAUGCGAGGAACUGAAUAGGUGAUGUUCAGACAUUAUUAGGGAGGGGAGGGGGAGCAAGUCUUUGAAGCCUUAUGAAGAAAGGAAGGGGGUAUUAGAUACUGUAACAAAUCUUUUUUCAAAUGUGAAGUUCCAGAAGAUAUCAAUACCCCCCCCCCCCCCCAUUGAGGGG